GGAAGUAGACAUUCUCUUAUUCGUGCUCGCCCCGGAAGUGACCUUCUGUUAUGCCACACUCUGCCGGAAGUUACCGUGCUGUUAUGCCGCACUCUCCCGGAAGUGGUUGCCGGUGACGGGCUCUUCUGCUGUGGCGUUUGGUUUCAGCAGAGAUCAGAAUGGGCCCUGAGAGAAUCUUACCGAACCAAAGUGAAGACCUGGGGGAGCCCCAGGAGCCCCCCAUAGAGUGGAGUGGGGGGGAGGAGGAAGAGGAUGAGGAUGUGCAGAGUGGAUACCAGUACCAACCGCUGAACCAGGAGCCUGAAGAUGGGGCCCUGACCGAGAGCGACCUCCAAGAGAGACUACAGGCCAUGCGACUACAGCUUCCUGACCCGCCGGUGGACAGUGAGGAUGAGGAUGACUGCUCAGACUCCCAGAAUUCCAUUCCUAUGGAUGCAGACCACGUGGAGCUGGUGAAGAGGACCAUGGCAGGGGUGAAGCUCCCGACUAUUUCGGUUCCAGUUUGGGCGCAGCAGAUUUCAGACGCAGACUGGGAGAAUCUUGUUCACCAGACCAUUCAGUCCCGCUCCGCCAUGUCCCCACCCUGCAUGAAAUGAGAUCUGGACUUUAUGAGGUGUCUUUCCAUAUAUGAGAGGUGUCUUUACAUAUAUACAGCCGUAUCUCCAUGUAAAUACAAUGUGACAGUGCAAAGA
This is a messenger RNA of Hyla sarda, 692 nucleotides long. RefSeq names its product male-enhanced antigen 1 (gene MEA1). Lineage: Eukaryota; Metazoa; Chordata; Amphibia; Anura; Hylidae. The transcript has 4 exons. The record is from RefSeq and is a predicted model, not a curated record. Gene Ontology annotation, biological process: spermatogenesis. The coding region runs from base 159 to 596 and encodes 145 amino acids.